Molecule: messenger RNA, 4017 nt
Organism: Podarcis raffonei (Aeolian wall lizard)
Lineage: Eukaryota; Metazoa; Chordata; Lepidosauria; Squamata; Lacertidae
Product: bone morphogenetic protein 4-like
Exons: 3
Coding region: 448-1710 (420 amino acids)
Biological process (GO): BMP signaling pathway; negative regulation of transcription by RNA polymerase II; SMAD protein signal transduction
Cellular component (GO): extracellular region
Molecular function (GO): cytokine activity; BMP receptor binding; growth factor activity
Source: RefSeq, a predicted model, not a curated record
AGUCACCUCCUGUUCCCCACCUGGGAUCAGAGCUGGCAUAGCUCUCUCGCCUUCCUGGCAGGGCCGAAGCGAGUGGCGAGUCCAGAAAAUGGGCCACCGUGCUGUGCUGGAGAGAGCGAAGAGGCGACAACUCACAACAAACUUGUUUGUUCUGGCUCGGCCUCCUGGCCUGGUUGACAUCACAUCCUGAAGGCAGCGAGGACGGCACCUCCACAGGCAGGGUGGGCAGAGCCCCAGCGCUCUGGAGAAGAGCUGGGAGGCUGGCCGGCCUCUGGCUCACUUGCCGAGCGAGGGAAGGACGACGGAGGUCGCCGGGGAGAAGUGGGGUGGCCAUGGGGCAGUGCGGGCUGUUCCCUGGCUUGGGCGACCCUAGAGAAGCAGCAGCGAGGUUGGGAGAGACCUAACGGCAAGGAAAAGCUGCUGGAUUUGCAGGAGGGGGGAAAAUGGAUGCUUGCCAACAGCCUCAACCUUUGCAAUUCCACAAUGGUUUCUGGUAACUUGGCUGUUUUGGUGGUCCUGCUUAUACCUCUUGAAUUCUGGAGAUCUGGAGGCCUCCUAGCGGCCUCUCCAGGAACUGCUGGCGAGAAUGACUCCUCAAAGCAGGUCCCGAUCCAAGCCCUCCAGACCAUCCUGCUGAGACGCCUGGGCUUGCAACGGCGCCCGGAGCCAAGGGCGGGGCUUGUGGUCCCCCAAUAUCUUCUGGAUCUGUACCAGUUCUGCUUGGGGAAGGCUCCCUCCUCCCUCAGAGAGACAGAUCUUCCCUUCCUGGAGGAACAAGCCGGGAGAGCCAACACCAUCCGCACCUUCCACCAUGUUGAGGAUCUGGAAAACACCCCUGAAGCCGUAGAUGGUUCGCUCUACUUCCUGUUCAACCUGACCUUGCUGCCUGUGGAAGAGGACCUGACCGCCCUGGAGCUGCGCCUGUACCACUCGCAGAAGGAAAGCAGGGGUUUCCACAUCAACAUAUACCACGCAAUGGGCCCCCUACCCGUUUCCGGAAACAAGAGCAGUCUCCUCCUGGCUCGCAGAUUCUUGGCUCCCAAGCAGUCCAAGUGGGAGAGCUUUGACGUGACCGCUGCUUUCCAGAGGGCCGAAGGCCAAAGGCCCCACAUUGGGUUUCUCAUUGAGGUGGAGCACCCCAACGGCAGCCACGAGCUUCCUCAGCACCAGGCUCCGCUUCGUGCAAGGCGGUCUCCCGGAGAGGAGGCCCAGUGGGCUCUAGAAAGGCCUCUGCUGGUCACCUACAGUCACGACCGGAGGGGGCAGCCUUUGACUCGUGGGAAGAGACAAAGCAGGAGCCAGCCGGCUGGGCUAACCCAGAAAGGAGGCCGAAGAGCCCCCAAGGGGCCAGCCUCCCGCAGCAAACGCAAAGGCCUGAAGCCCAAGGCCAAAGCCAGCACAAGGUGCCGGAGGCAGCGCCUGUUUGUAGAUUUCAAGGAGGUUGGGUGGAACGACUGGAUAGUUGCCCCCAGCGGCUACCACGCUUUCUACUGCUCCGGGGAGUGCCGGUUCCCGCUGGCCGACCACAUGAACUCCUCCAGCCACGCUGUGGUGCAGACCAUGCUGAGCUCGGUGAACUCCAGGGUGCCCAAGGCGUGCUGCGUCCCGACGGACCUCAGCCCCAUUGCUAUGCUCUACCUGGACCAACACGACAUGGUGGUCCUGAAGACGUACCAGGACAUGGUGGUGGAGGGCUGUGGGUGCCGGUAGAAACCACAGAGCAGGGAUAAGCCUCCUCUCAGGUAACCCAAGCAGAGGGCUUGGCACCGUCACGAGUCUUUCUUCAGGCAACAUGGAAUUAAUGUAUGGAACUUCCUACCACAAGAGGGGGGGACAGCCAGAAGAUUAGAUAGCUCAGCUAUGAGAUACAUGGGAUAUCUGGGCACAGAGGCAGCAUAUGACUUAACACCAAACAUCAGAGGCAAACAGGCAAAUGCUAUCACCAGCCUGCUGUACGAGACAGAUGUACCUUGCCUCUGAUUCAACAAGGCAGAAUUCUCAUAUUCUUAUCACGCCUCAUCAACUUCUCUAUACGGAUGAAUAGCUGCUGCUGUUGUUGUUUUAAACUGUGAUGACCUUUAGUUGAACAAUAAAUGAGAAAGCUACCAAGCCUGUCACAGUGAGCAUCCUUAAGCCAAGGUGAAAACUGUGUGACGAUGUGGUUGCCACUAAAGGUGAAUUCACAUGACCAAAGAGAAUCAGCACCAGACGUUCCUGAAAAGAUGAUUUGGGAGAGCUGGCUGACUUUUCACACAUCGUUUAUGGGGAACCUGUGGCUCUUCAAACUUGCUGGACUCCCAGCUCUCACGGACCCCAGGCUGCACAGCCAAUGGCCCUACAGUGCUUGAAGGACCACAGGCUUCCCCCACUCCUGCUCUAAAAUAGAAGCUCUCUCUCAGAGUGCUUAUCCGGUAGAGGAGAGCAGUGGUUGUCAAUUCUGCUGGAGCUGACAUUUUGGGUGAAAAAAUGACAGAUGUGUGCUCCCAGCAGCUGUUGUGUGAAACAUGAAGCCCUCCCUAACACUUUACAGCAGGGAUGUGGAUUCCAAUCCAAUCUCCAUCAGCUCCAGUCAUCAUUGCCACUAGUCAGGCAUGAUACAAGGUGUGCUCCAGCAGCACCUGAAGGGCUGAGGGUUCUCCACCCCUUCAUUAAGCGUCUAAUACCCCUGGGGGUUGUUUCUAAGCAGAGGGGCAUCAUAAACCUUACUGCACCAAAUGUGUGGACAAAAAGGCAGCAAGAGACUGACGCAAGAGAGCAGGUGGUCCAUAUCUUAUUGGUGGAGAGUCAGCAUUUUCUUCUGACCAGGGUGGAUUUGAUUUAAAUCAAAUCAAUUUAAAUCACUAGUCAGUAAGACUUGGUUUAAAUCUUUUUUUUUUUUUUACAGAAAGACUCAUUCUUGGUGGUAUAAUCUUAAUAUUUACAAUGAGAUGAAGGUUUCAUUUUUUGGAAUAAUAAAUUUUCAGAGUGCUUUUUACAGUUUUGUCAAAAAUUACUGACUUGCACAAUUAUUACACAAAGAUCCCAAGACUUGCGGAGUAUUCUGCUCACAAGGUUGCACUUUCAUUUUUACUGCUUCACACUUAGCUACUUAUGCAGAUCUAUUCCAUUCAAAACAAAUCUGUUCAUUGAACCUCUUGGAACUUAGCAUUGGUAAGGGGUUGAUUCUGUGUAUAUAAAUUUGCAAAGGAACAAUGGGAUUAAAGUUUUUUCCUCAACUCUGUAUGUUUAUUUUAUAACAUUUUUCCUGUGAAGAGAAGGCAUGUUAUCUCUGCAGACACAAAUUCACCCUUUUGAGAACUGCAAAAACAAGCAUCUGUGAUAAUAUCUUCUCGUUAGAAAAGCUCCCCCAAAUAAUCUUACAGAAAGCUCUGGAUGAGCAUGACAUUGUGAACAGAUUAAUGGAAUUCAUUUACCUAAAAAAUUAAACUGCAUGUAAAGCCUCAUGCUACAUAAUUAAAAACAAACCCUUAUUUCCUGAUGAAUAACAUUUGGACUAUAAUGUGACUUAAACAGAAAACCAUCUUUAGAAAGAUUUUUCCUCCGAAAGCAAAAUUUUUAAAAAUCCAAUUUAAAUUUUAAAAAAUCCAAAUUAAAUUUAAAAAUCUGAUUUAUUUAUAUUUUAAAUAAUUUAUUUUAUCCACCCUGCUUCUAACUACAUACACCGAAAAAGCACCUUGCUAGUCAUUGCUUCUAAGCCCCUACUUGGUGUCUCAAGGCAAGUCUCAAGUUCUGCUUCAUAGCAAGGAAAGGGACAAAAAGCUCUGAGGAAUGUGGUGGGGAGAAAUGUAGGACUCAACAGGAAUAUGGUGCAUUUUAGUGCAUUGUUUUAAGUCAGCCUUCUCCAAACUGGCACACACCCACGCCCAAUGUUGUUGGGACUACAAUGGGAUGGUGAAAGUUGUAAUCCAAAAAAUCUGGAGGCCACUUGGCUGGGGAAAGUUUUUCAAAGGGCACAAGAUUUCUACUUUUGUGCCCAUUAAAAAUGUAUACAAUGGUGAAAUAAACUGUACAGCUUUU